This is a messenger RNA of Penicillium angulare, 3150 nucleotides long. Its product is annotated as putative nonsense-mediated mRNA decay protein (Nmd5). Gene Ontology annotation, biological process: protein import into nucleus. The record is from RefSeq and is a predicted model, not a curated record. Bases 1 to 3150 code for a protein of 1049 amino acids. Gene Ontology annotation, molecular function: small GTPase binding. The transcript has 6 exons. Lineage: Eukaryota; Fungi; Ascomycota; Eurotiomycetes; Eurotiales; Aspergillaceae. Gene Ontology annotation, cellular component: nuclear envelope; cytosol.
AUGGACGUCACGGCCCUGCGAGACCGCAUCCAGGCGACUUUAGACCCAAAUGCGGAGAAUCGCGGACAAGCGGAGUUGGAUCUGAAAUAUGCCGAGACUCAGCCCGGUUUUAUCAAUGCGCUACUAGAUAUCUUGCAAGGGGAGCAGAACAAUGCGGUUCAGCUGUCUGCCGGUGUCUACCUGAAAAACCGAAUCAGCCGCGGAUGGGCGCCUAUCGACGACAGCCCCUCACGAAAUCCCAUCCCUGAAUCCGAGAAGCCUAGUUUCCGCGAGAGGCUGAUUCCUGCCCUCGCCUCUACCCCGCCAAAUGUUCGCGCCCAGCUGGUCCCCCUUCUCCAGAAGAUCUUGCAAAAUGAUUUUCCCGAGCAGUGGCCUGGAUUCCUGGAUCUCACCCUUCAGUUGCUUGGAACCAACGAUGCGAGGUCCGUUUACGCAGGUCUGCAGUGCCUGUUGGCAAUCUGCCGUGUUUACCGAUUUAAGGCUGGAGAGAAGCGCGAGGAGUUCGAUAAGAUUGUGGAGCACUCUUUCCCACAGUUGCUGGGCAUUGGUCAGAGAUUGGUCGAUGAGGAGAGUUUGGAGGCAGCGGAGAUGCUCCGUAUUGUUGUGAAGGCUUUCAAGCAUGCUAUUUACUUCGAGCUUUCGCCUUCUCUACAGACCCACCAGGCCACAGUGGAUUGGUGCACAUUGUUCUUGAGAAUCAUCUCCAAGACACCCCCUGCUAACUCCAUGGGCGACUCAAAGGAAGAGCGGGAACUGAACCACUGGUGGAAGUGCAAGAAGUGGUCAUAUGCCAACCUGAACCGUCUAUUUAUCAGAUACGGCAACCCCACCACUAUGUCGAAGCAAUCCACACCUGACUACACCCCCUACGCGAAAACCUUCAUUGGUACAUUUGCCCCGGAGAUUCUCAAGGGAUACCUGCAGGAGAUCGAGAAGUGGGUCUCUAAAUCCCAAUGGCUCAGCAACUCUGCCAUCUCAUACACCUUGGUCUUCAUGGAGGAGUGUGUUAAGCCCAAGGCAAUGUGGGAUCACCUUAAGCCUCACAUGGAGAACUUGAUUGCACACUUCGUCUUCCCCAUCUUGUGCCAGACGGAUGAGGAUAUUGAGCUGUUCGAGGAUGACCCGUCAGAGUACCUGCACCGUAAAUUGAACUUCUACGAGGAAGUUUCAGCACCCGAUGUUGCCGCCACCAACUUCCUGGUUUCACUUACAAAGAACCGCAAGAAGCAGACCUUCUCCAUCCUCACAUUUGUUAACAGCGUUGUCAGCAAGUACGAGUCCGCCCCUGAUGACCAGAAGCAGCCCCGCGAGAAGGAGGGUGCUCUCCGCAUGAUUGGAUCUCUCGCCUCCGUUAUUCUCGGAAAGAAGAGCCCAAUUGCUGACCAAGUUGAAUACUUCUUCGUUCGCCACGUCUUCCCCGAAUUCCGCAGUCCCCACGGCUUCCUGCGUGCCCGUGCUUGUGACACCCUGGAGAAGUUUGAGCAGCUUGAUUUCAAGGACCCUAACAACUUGAUGGUCAUUUACCGCAACAUUCUGGAGUCCAUGACUGACUCUGAGCUGCCUGUCCGAGUUGAGGCUGCUCUGGCUCUCCAGCCUUUGAUCCGCCACGACGUCAUUCGCACCUCAAUGCAACAAAAUAUUCCUCAGAUCAUGCAGCAGCUUCUCAAGCUGGCCAACGAAGUCGACGUUGACGCCUUGGCCAAUGUUAUGGAGGACUUCGUUGAGGUUUUCUCCGCAGAGCUUACUCCUUUCGCUGUGGCAUUGAGCGAGCAGCUCCGUGACACCUACAUGCGUAUUGUUGGUGAGCUCUUGGAACGCAACGCUACUAAGGGCGGAGAUGAAGAAUUUGGCGAUUUCCUGGAUGACAAGAGUAUCACCGCUCUUGGUGUUCUGCAGACCAUCGGAACUCUGAUCCUUACUUUGGAGAGUACACCUGAUGUCCUUCUGCACCUGGAAACCGUUCUUAUGCCCGUAAUCAGCAUUACCCUGGAGAACAAGCUUUACGACUUGUAUAACGAGGUUUUUGAGAUCAUUGACAGCUGUACUUUCGCUUCCAAGAACAUUUCGCCCACUAUGUGGCAGGCAUUUGAGCUGAUCCACAAGACCUUCAAGGCUGGCGCUGAACUGUACCUUGAGGACAUGCUGCCUGCUCUUGACAACUACGUUGCUUACGGCUCUGACAUGCUUGUCCAAAGCCCGGCUUACCUUGGUGCCAUUGUCGGCAUGGUGGAAGACAUCUUCCGCGAUGACAAGGUCGGCGGUGUUGAUCGCAUUUGCGGCUGCAAGCUUGCUGAGACUCUGAUGCUCAACCUCCGAGGUCACAUUGACCAGUACAUCCCGCUCUUCAUUGAGCUUGCUAUGACUGUCAUCGAUGCCGGUGAGGCUCGCACCAAGUCUUACCGCAUUCACCUGAUGGAGAUGGUCAUCAAUGCCAUCUACUACAACUCUGUUCUCAGUCUCCAGGUUCUUGAGGCCAAGGGCUGGACCAACAAGUUCUUCAGCAGCUGGUUCUCCAACAUUGACAACUUCCGUCGUGUACACGACAAGAAGCUGUCUAUUGCUGCCAUCAGCUCGCUUCUCACCAUGAAGGCUGGCGAUGUCCCACCAAGCGUCCAACAAGGAUGGCCCAGACUUCUGCAGGGAGUGACCCGGCUCUUCCAGACUCUGCCCGCUGCGCUCAAAAUGCGCGAGGACGCCACCAAGGAGUCUGACUUCACCCUUGAUGAUGACGAUGAGAUUGACGAUGAUGAGGAUAAUGACUGGGAUGGUGAGGUUGAAUGGAACGAGGAAGAGGUUGAGGGAGCCCUUGAGGAUGACGUUGCCGACGAGAGCGCAGCCUACCUUGAGUUCCUCAACCAGGAGGCCCAGAAAUUCGGCUCUUUCGUAGACGACGAGGACGAUGAGCUGGAUGAAGAGAGUCUCCUCGAAACACCCCUGGACAAGGUCGAGCCAUACGGCAUGUUCAAGCAGGUUUUCCUGAACCUCCAGUCAGAGCAGCCACAACUGUACGAGAGCUUGAUCAAGGUUCUCGGCCCCGAUGAGCAGCAGGUCAUCCAGUCUGUCUUCCACGAGGCCGAUGCCAAGGCUGUGCUCGCUCAGCAGAACGCUGAAGCCGCUGCCGCCGCCAUGCAAGCCAACGGCGCCCAAUAG